CAGGCCACCAUGGCGCUUUCAUACACACCACCCUCUUCGAAAAACUAAACAAGCCCCCCCCUGAAAAUAUGUCAUCAUUUCAUCCAAUUUUUGGUCACACUUCAAAUUAAGAUCACCAGUGAUUUCACCACUAUUUUUAUUUCUCAAUCUAUUUUCUUUUUAAUUUCUCAUAUAUGGCUUCCGCUCGCAGACUCGUUCCCCUUCGCGCUUCCCUCCUUUUGAAUAAAUUUCAAACCUUUGGAUUUCAAAAAGGAUUUGGGGGAGGUUGUUUGAAUAGUCAAAAUGCGAGUAUGUCAUUCGACCAUAGUGUUGGGAAGUUGUUGGAGCAAGAACAUGUUGGCUGUGUGGAUUCUAAUGAGGAGGUGACUAAAAUUAGGGAAAAGUUCAAUAUGGCUAAGCAGAGAUUUCUCAAGAUUCCGGACACUUUAGGAAAUAUGCCUAAAAUGAACCCGAAAGGCAUAUAUGUUAAUAAGAACCUUAGAUUGGACAGCAUACAAGUUUACGGUUUUGACUAUGAUUAUACUCUGGCUCAUUACUCUCCAAGCUUACAAAAUUUAAUCUAUGAUAUGGCAAAACAAUACUUAGUUAAUGAGCUUAAAUAUCCAGAUGGCUGCUUGGCAUCUAAAUAUGAUCAGAGUUUUCCGAUUAGAGGUUUGUAUUAUGAUAGGUUAAAAGGGUGCCUUUUGAAGCUUGAUUUCUUUGGAUCAAUUGAGCCAGAUGGAUGUUACUUUGGUCGGCGCAAGCUUAGUCGAAAGGAAAUUGAAGAGCUCUAUGGAACACGACAUAUCGGGCGUGACCAGGCACGCGUACUUGUAGGCUUGAUGGAUUUCUUUUGUUUUAGCGAGGUAUGUCUUAUUGCAGAUAUUGUGCAAUACUUUGUUGAUGCCAAGUUGGAGUUUGAUGCUUCUUACGUAUAUCAAGAUGUUCGUCGUGCAAUUCAGCAUGUUCACCGAAGUGGCUUGGUUCAUAGAGGAAUUCUUUCCGAUCCCCAAAAGUAUCUAGUAAAGAAUGGGGAGUUUUUAUCUUUCCUUAAAAUGUUGAAGGAGAAUGGGAAGAAACUUUUCUUAAUGACAAAUUCUCCCUAUUAUUUUGUUGAUGGUGGGAUGCGCUACAUGUUGGAGGAUUCUUUGGGUGGAGAUUCCUGGAGGGAACUUUUUGAAGUUGUAAUUGCGAAAGCAAAUAAGCCUGACUUCUAUACAUCUGAACAUCCAUUCCGAUGCUAUGAUGCAGAGAAGGACAAUCUAGCUUUCUCUAAAGUGGAUAAAUUUCUUCCGGACAAGAUUUACUACCAUGGAUGCCUCAAAGCCUUCCUCCAGAUUACUAAGUGGAAUGGUCCAGAGGUAAUAUACUUUGGGGAUCAUCUUUUCAGUGAUCUGCGUGGGCCUUCAAAAGCCGGCUGGCGUACUGCUGCUAUCAUCCAUGAAUUAGAACAUGAGAUAAAGAUACAGAAUGAAGAUAGUUACCGUUUUGCACAGGCCAAGUUCCAUAUCAUACAAGAACUUUUGGGUAAAUUGCAUUCAACUGUAUCGGAUAGUAACACUUGUGAUGCUUUCAAGUCUCUGUUGGCUGAACUAAAUGAUGAGAGACAGAAUGCACGCCGCACUAUGAGAAAUAUGUUUAAUGAGUCCUUUGGGGCAACGUUUCUCACCGACACUGGCCAAGAAUCUGCUUUUGCCUAUCAUAUCCAUCAGUAUGCAGAUGUGUAUACCAGCAAGCCUGAGAACUUCAUGUUCUAUCAACCUGAGGCCUGGCUUCAUGUUCCAUAUGAUGUUAAGAUCAUGCCACAUCAUUUAAAGGUUUCGUCAAGCUUGUUUGGGAAUUCAUAAUUUGAUAGUUAAUGGAGUCUAAAAGAAGAAAGGAGAAAUACAUAGGAUGAAUGAAGGUGUAAGUUUUGAGUUUUGGAAGAUUUCAUAGUUUCUGCCCUGUACAGAUUCAUUGAUUUUUGAAAAUGUAGCAUUUACCAAACAAAAAGCAAAAUGCAAAUACUGCCCCUCCUAUUCCCUUUACUAUUUCUCAUCCCUAAGGGCUAAGAAGCCAUCAUUUAAUUGUUACUAAUUCCGAUUCUUCAUCAAGUAGAACAUGACAGUUUAGUCCCUUCAUAAGUAUGUCUUGUUAUAACCUCCAUGAUAAAUUGAAAAUAAAUGCCUUCUUUUAUUCUUUUUACUA
Erigeron canadensis is the source of this 2166-nucleotide messenger RNA. Its product is annotated as 5'-nucleotidase domain-containing protein DDB_G0275467. Gene Ontology annotation, molecular function: 5'-nucleotidase activity. The coding region runs from base 174 to 1826 and encodes 550 amino acids. The transcript is spliced from 14 exons. Lineage: Eukaryota; Viridiplantae; Streptophyta; Magnoliopsida; Asterales; Asteraceae. The record is from RefSeq and is a predicted model, not a curated record.